UGCGAUCGUUAUCGAAAUCUAAAACAAUUUACCUAAUACCUAUAACGUGAACGAAUAGAAAGUUCAUUUUUCGGAUAGCUUGUGCUAGCCUGCACAUCUUGAUUAGCGUUUAUGAUAUACUCUACCACCAACCAAAACAUAUUCGAGUUCAUUUCAUUCAUAAAAUUGGCACUACGUGAACCCGGUUUUCCCCGCUGCAAUGCUUUUCGCGCCCAAAAGAAAACUCUCUCCACUCAUUUCCACUCGCUCUCGCGGCAACUCAUUUCCCACAUGGCCCACUCACUCGUCGUUGAUCCCGCAUGCAUAUUCGCGCAGGUUAUCGCUCGAUGAUUGCUCUUUCUUGACGAUUGCCACACCAUCCGGUCGGAGAUACAAACGCCAGAACAGACACUUCCACGGUCCUCAGAUGGACCAACCAGUCGUCAGUCAACGUCGGAAUGUGGUUGUAAGCGCACCGAAAAUCCUCCGGUAUCUCCCCAUCAGCUCCGAAUAGGGUUCUGUAUUGGGUCUCUUCUCACUGGAUAAAACUGACUGUUGAUGAUUAUUACUGUGUUAAAUCUCCAGAUGUACUCGAAGUGCGGAAAAUGGGAUGCCGCCAUCCGGUAGUUUAGCAGUGUGAUUGAAUUUGUUUUCACCAAGAGAAGCGUGUUCAACUGUUCGGGCGGUUGGGGCGUUUCUCCAAACAGGAAAAAGUAAAGUGUUUACGUGGAAAAGCGCGAAGGUUAACACUCAAGUGAGGCGAAGUGCGCUCGAUAGCGGCGUUUUUCCCACGGCUUCGAUGUUUCUUCAAAGUGUGUUUUGCCAUUGACAAGAAAUGUGAUUUCCGAGAAAAAGGGGGAACAAUUUACUAUGCCGAUGUUGACGAAGAUGGACGGAGUCUGGGCAGAAAAAUGUGAUUGCACCACCAUCAGGUCGUAUUAGUAGGCUGUGAAAAACGUGAACGCGAGUGAUGAUAACGAUGAAAAUUCGCACCUGCUGAGAAAUUCGGUGGAGAAAAACGACGGGUGGGAAAUGUGUUUACGAAAAAGUGGAAGAAAAUACGCGAAUGAAUUAAUUUAAAAGAGUGCAUAUUUUCCCAUUACCAGAACAAACACGUUAGCAUUUCAUCACAUCGUUGGGUAGAAUUAUGAAGAAUCAAAUGAUGAUAAUCUACUGUUUCCAAAUGGCAAACGGUUUGAUCAGUGUUCGCGCUAGCAAAUAAUUACACAAAACCAGAAUAUAAAAUAUCCGGGUAAUGUUAUUUCUCCAAAGCAAACAUCAGUGCCAGCAGUGUCAGGAAUAACACGAAAACACGUUCUACAACAUCAAUAACAUGCAACAGUGAAUGUGCACGAGGUAUAAAUAACGCAAUUAUCGUGUUUUUUGGUCACUUGACCGGCGUGGCGUUUCCCCGAGGAAGUGGUGGUGGCCUGCUGUGAUUGAGAAUCCGUCACAACCAGAAGGAAAGGGGCAGCAGCCAUCCGUCACGGCCAACCGUGAUCUCCAAAAUUACGCCCGAUCGUUCGCGAUCAAUUACUCUCCGUAGAGUGAACCUCCGUAGAAAAUCCCAAGAACUCAACAGGAGUACAUCACAGAGAGAGAGAGAGCUAUUCGCCAUCAACAAACAGCGCCUACCGAGGCCUACUGAGGGUUUUGCCGUUGCUGCCCGUAAAUUACCGCCGUUCGACGAAGCCUACUGCGAUGAGGACCGGCCACAAUGGAAGUACAGCAACAGCAGCUUCGAGAGCAAACGAGCAACGUCUAGUGGUUUACUUUGGUGUUUCGAGACCAGAACAGUGAGAAUAAUGUGUAGAGAAUGGCAAUUGUAUCAGUGAUACCAGUUAUCAACAUUACAAACUCGAGUGACAAUGGUGCGAAUGGGACGAAUGGAACCGUUGGUGGUGGUGGAGGAGUUGGAGAGUUUGACGAUGGGAGUGGGUGCCCGAGGCAAGAUGAAAUCCUGUAUCCGAGUAUAUUUGGAAUUGACCUAGCGGUGCCACAAUGGGAGGCCAUUGCAACCGCACUCAUACUGACGCUCAUUAUCAUCAUUACCAUCGUAGGCAACGUGCUGGUCAUAUUGAGCGUAUUCACAUACAAGCCGCUGAGGAUUGUGCAGAACUUCUUCAUUGUGUCACUGGCAGUAGCGGACCUGACGGUGGCCAUUCUGGUGCUCCCAUUCAAUGUGGCCUAUUCGAUACUGGGCCGAUGGGAAUUUGGCAUCCACGUAUGCAAAAUGUGGCUUACCUCGGAUGUCCUGUGCUGUACAGCUUCGAUUCUAAAUCUGUGUGCAAUAGCAUUAGAUAGGUAUUGGGCCAUUACCGAUCCAAUUAAUUAUGCUCAGAAACGUACCUUGGAGCGAGUGCUGGCAUUGAUUGCCGGUGUGUGGAUACUAUCGUUGCUGAUCAGUUCUCCACCGUUGAUCGGCUGGAACGAUUGGCCGGAGCCGGAGAAAUUCUCCAGCGAGUUCCCGUGUCAAUUAACAAGCAAUCAAGGUUAUGUCAUCUACUCUUCGCUAGGAUCAUUCUACAUCCCCCUGAUCAUCAUGACGAUUGUGUACAUCGAAAUUUACAUAGCCACUCGGAGACGUCUCCGGGAAAGGGCCCAAGCAUCAAAAAUCAACACUUUAGCUAGUAGGUGUAUCGGACAGAGUGAAAAAGACACUUGUAUGAACCAACCGGACCAGGAAUCAAUUAGCAGUGAAGCCAACCACAACGAACAUCCGCACAAUAGCACCAGUAGCAGUAGCAAUGAACAUCGGUCCCAAAGGAAGCGGAAGAAGAAAGCAAAGGAAAAAAAGGAAGCGAAGGAGGCGGCGAAACGUGCAAAGCAAAAUCAACUCCGGAUAGCCCUCCGGGAUGAAGAUUCCGUUACGGAGUGUCCGGAAAAUUCGUCCAUCAGCGCGAAAGCAAACUGUGAUAUUAAAUCGGCCACCGGUGGUCCCAACGGAAUGGCUGCAACCGGUACGACGGCAGAGGGUGAGGAUGUCAACGCCUCCGCCACCACCAACGGAGACAAGAAUCCGCUACAGCAAAAAGCUACAUCUUCGGCGGAAACCCGACUCCGAACAAAACAAUCGAUCCGAAGGCCCGGCGGCCUUAAUCAGUUUAUCGAAGAGAAGCAGAAGAUUUCGCUUUCCAAGGAAAGGAGGGCGGCCAGGACGCUUGGCAUCAUCAUGGGGGUUUUUGUGGUGUGUUGGUUGCCCUUUUUCCUCAUGUACGUAAUCCUACCGUUCUGUCCAAGCUGUUGUCCGACGAACAAAUUAAUUAACUUCAUCACUUGGCUGGGAUACAUCAACUCGGCUUUAAAUCCCAUUAUUUACACGAUAUUCAAUUUGGAUUACAGGCGGGCAUUCAAACGAUUGCUCGGAAUCAAACAGUAGGCUUUUCGUUUCCAUCCAUGUUCUCAUCUUCUCAUGAUUCGGUUUGGGGAAUGGGAUAACUAGCUAGGUAUCUAUGGCAACCCGGUGUGGUGGCUCAAAGGAACCAACGAAUGGCAUGUUGCACAUUGUGUGGCCUGCUUCUUGGUGGUUGGCAGCUUGAAUGUACGCAUACAGAGGCACCAAUUGAGUAGAUAGACAUUGUGGGAAACAUGCAAUCAACGUUGUUAUUCGAGAUGAACCCGCACUGCAUCAGCAAUCGAGUCAGAUUGCACUAAUUCGUGUUUUGUAUUAUAUAUCUCUCUUUACGGAAUCAUUUGAUGUUAUCUUUUGCACCCGAAGGGCCGAUGGAAAAUUUCAAUAAUUGAACCUCCAUCAAUGGUAUCAGAUGGGCAAAACUAUUUUAACAAAAUUAACAUUCAACGAGAAAUUUCAAUUACAGUCAACUUCCCACGUCUCGAUUGCAAC
This is a messenger RNA of Aedes aegypti (yellow fever mosquito), 3823 nucleotides long. It is a transcript of the gene Oct-TyrR, whose product is annotated as probable G-protein coupled receptor No18. Gene Ontology annotation, molecular function: octopamine receptor activity. NCBI's taxonomy places the organism in Eukaryota, Metazoa, Arthropoda, Insecta, Diptera, Culicidae. Gene Ontology annotation, cellular component: membrane. The record is from RefSeq and is a predicted model, not a curated record. Gene Ontology annotation, biological process: adenylate cyclase-activating adrenergic receptor signaling pathway. The transcript has 3 exons. The coding region runs from base 1796 to 3358 and encodes 520 amino acids.